Messenger RNA from Galdieria sulphuraria, 1809 nucleotides. Its product is annotated as [ribulose-bisphosphate carboxylase]-lysine N-methyltransferase. The record is from RefSeq and is a predicted model, not a curated record. Gene Ontology annotation, biological process: peptidyl-lysine monomethylation. Bases 39 to 1679 code for a protein of 546 amino acids. The transcript has a single exon. Gene Ontology annotation, molecular function: protein-lysine N-methyltransferase activity. NCBI's taxonomy places the organism in Eukaryota, Rhodophyta, Bangiophyceae, Galdieriales, Galdieriaceae.
AAACUUCAUUCUCAGAUUAUGAAUUUUGGAUCCUAAGCAUGAAUUUCGUAGCGUUUUAUAAUAAAGUUACUCUGGUGGACUGCCGUUGUAGAAACUCCACGUACACUGCAAAUAAUGUACAGCGAACUUCACUUUAUGGUAUACCUCGAGGAUAUAGAGUGUCGAAAACGAUGCGGCCUCAGUUCUUCUAUGUUUUGAGGAAGAAGAUACGAAGUUCUACGUGGUGGAGGAUUAAAGCCACUUUUCUAGAGAAGACGGAGGAAUUGGAAAACUGGUUGUUUGAUAAUGGAGUUCCGAGUAUCAAAGGAAAGCCAGUAUUAAGUCCUCACAACUGUCGAACUUUUCGUGCAAAGAUUCCUCUGAAGUUGGGUGAAGAAGUUCUUGCUAUUCCGGAAAGGUUUUGGCUCACCAAGCAGUUGUCAGAGAAACUUUUGGGCUUUCACGUUUCGGAUUUGAGCGAUGAGGAAGCAAUUGCUGCUUUGCUGUUAGUGGAAACUGCUAGAAAAGAAACUUCCUUUUGGAAACCUUGGAUAGAGACUCUUCCUAGUUCGGAUGAACUGCACCACUUUCUUGUGUGGUCGACAGCUGAGACACAAUACUUGGAGUCUAGUUCAACUUUUGAAGAUAUUCUUUCUCUUCGAGAAACUGCGUCGCUUGUUUUUGAAGAGUUAAAUACGGAACUAUUCCCAAAGUUUUUGUAUCCUCAGUACGACGUUAAGUAUUUUACUCUGCCAUAUUUUACGUGGGCUUUGAGUAUUGUGCAAUCCUUUGGAUUGUAUGAUAUUAUGGAUUCUUGUCCCCUCGUUAUAGUGCCUGGUCUUGAGUGGUUGACUUACAAAUACAGUUUGAUUACGGAGGAGAGCUUUUUCCGUCAGUAUUUCCAUAUUAGCAAUGUCAGUUUAAUACGGGUUGGGCCUUUUUUUACGCAGGAGCGUCGCUUAAAGAUUACGGCUUCGGAAGACUUGAAAGUUGGUGAACCGGUUUCUCUUGUAUAUGAAGGAAAUGUUAGUCUUAUAGAUACCUUUUGUCGAUGGGGUUGGAAGUUGGAUUUGGGAGCUUUGGAUGAGGAGCAGUUGUUAAAGAUGGGGUCUUAUGAAAUAUCUUUUGCAGUUACUACAACAGAUCAAUUUUUUGAUGACAAAGAGGACAUUUUAGAUGCUCAAAGACUAGAGUUACUUCAAACUUUUGAGUUAAGAUAUGAUAUGAGCAAAGAAUUGUUGCAGCGAAUUUUGCCAUUUCUGCGUUUGAUUUGUUUGAAAGACAAAGAUUCAUUUAUUUUAGAAUCUGUUUUUCGUUCCGAAGUUUGGUCACAUCUUCAGCUACCAUUUAGUUACAAUAAUGAGAAAGCAGUCUGCGAGUUAGUUAUCCAGACUUGUGAAGAGUCCUUAGAAAGGUGGCAUCCAGUUUCCUUGGAAAUUAUUGAAAGAGGUAUGAAAGACUCUCCUGAAAUCCGAAAGAAAAUGGUUUCGAUAAUAAAAUGGAUGGAAGAAGCUGUUUUGAAAAGAACAAUAGAAUACUUCGAACGUUACCUUGCUGGUUUGGAACAGAUUGAAUACUAUCAGGAGCGUCGCUUGCGUCAACUUGACCUUUUGAGGCCUUUGGAUAGUUCUGAAAGAGUGGGGCAGCCACCAUCCGAAGGAAAUGCCGCAGAGAGACCUUUUGAUCAAUAUUACCUCUAGCCCUUUCAUUGUGUCUUGUCAGUAUUAAGCGUUGAAAAUGGUUGUUGGAUACUAUACUUUAGAAGUUAUUCAGUCUUUAGAAAAGUCCUCAAUAAGUGGCUCGUUGUACAAUAAAUGCUAAAAAGGCUCA